Molecule: messenger RNA, 8470 nt
Organism: Nomascus leucogenys (northern white-cheeked gibbon)
Lineage: Eukaryota; Metazoa; Chordata; Mammalia; Primates; Hylobatidae
Gene: MAGI2
Product: membrane associated guanylate kinase, WW and PDZ domain containing 2
Exons: 25
Coding region: 1617-6239 (1540 amino acids)
Biological process (GO): receptor clustering; signal transduction
Cellular component (GO): cytoplasm; dendrite
Molecular function (GO): beta-1 adrenergic receptor binding; SMAD binding; signaling receptor complex adaptor activity
Source: RefSeq, a predicted model, not a curated record
UCUAGUGGAAAUCAGCAGCCUCCCUGCAUCAUUUUGCCCCUGUCCUCCCCUCUCUUGGAUGCAAACCUGGCGAAAAGAAGGGGACACUGCUUGGAGGUCAGCGAGCUGAGUUCCAGCUCCGACUGUACGAUUUUCACCCUCGGGAAUCUUCUCCCCUUUCUCUGUGAGCAAAGGAGUGUUGGGCCAGAUCGUCUUAAGGUUUCUUCCCCAGGUACAAGCCGGACUCUGGCGACUUUAUUGGGCAAGGGAGUGUCUCCGCCUUCUCUCUGCCGCAGGUGCCGGUUAAAUUGUCAAUUUCUCUGCGGAGGCUGCUCACUGCAUCCGCUCCCUCCACCCCUAGCCCUGUAGACCCAUACUCUUUCCCCUACUUGGGAAAAGUGAAGCCCCUUAUCCUUGGACAGCCUUUCACCAGACAACCGCAGCCCUCCGCUAAAUUCCCCUACUGGCGGGACGCGCGGGCGGAGGCCUGCCCCGGGAAUGCGAGGCUGCUUCCUUUCUGCGCAAUCAGGGUACGCAGCCUCCAGUUCUCUAACUUUCUCCUUCUCUAAGAGGGAAUUUCGAGAACUUUGAGACAAAUAAGUGACUGUAUAGAUGAAGACAUGAAACCUCUCUACACAGUGAACUCCCCACGCCACAAGGCUCCCAGGGCUCCCAGGCCUUCUCCCGCAAUGCCCCGCCGGGUCCCCCGCCCCAACUCCUUCUCACGGCAGUAUCCCGCGCCAGGAGGCUCGCAGAGCCAGAGAUGUGGCACCAGGCACCAGGCGCGCCACAAGUCCAGGUCCCGCUAUUUCUGCUCCAUCGGAGCCCAGGUCGGAGGAAGUCAGCGCGUCCUCCUUGCACAGCAGCCUGGCGCGCGGCUCGGCAGCACAGAGGCUGAGGAAAGGUCCGCACUGGGCUCGAGGCCCUUCCUGCUGGCCUCCCCACGCCGGGCCUCGGCUCCCCUCCUUCCCGGCUCCCGCCUCCUCCCGUAGGCUGCCAGGCGGACCCAGCCUGCCUCUCUCUCUGCCUUCACUACCGGGUCAAGCUGCGGAGGGAGGGAGGGAGGCAGCGGCGAAGCCCUCCGUGGCUCCCCACCCGGCGCGCGCGCCCCUCCUCCCCUGCCUCCUCCCCUCUGCCAGUACAGUACAACUAGUACACACACACACGCACACGCACCCUGCCACUGCAGCUGCCAUGGAUAUCAGCUAACAACACACACCCAGGCGCGCGCGCGCGUUCCCACUCGCACCACGCAGGAGUGGCCCCCGGCAUCCCUACCCUCCUUCCCCACCCCCACCGCACCCGCUCACAAGCUCGGCUACUGCUCGCUCCGGCUGCCGCCGCCGACGCCACCACCACUGCUUCCUCUGCUGCGGGGCCACAGCCUUGAGUGUCAUUCAAGGGACAGCACAACCUCACCCAAGCUCUCCUACCUCUGCCCAGCCGUCCCUCUCAUCCUCCCCCUUCCUCGUCCACACUCCAUCCAAAGAAGAGGGAAAGCACCGAAUAGAGGGGGGCGAAGGCAAAGUCUGCUGUUCUUCCCCCUGGGCCCCCUUGCUCCUCCAUCCUCAUUCUCUCACCACCAGCCCCCCUAACCCCAAGGAGCCCCAGGAACUGAGGCGACUCACCCCACUGCCAUGUCCAAAAGCUUGAAAAAGAAAAGCCACUGGACUAGCAAAGUCCAUGAGAGUGUCAUUGGCAGGAACCCGGAGGGCCAGCUGGGCUUUGAACUGAAGGGGGGCGCCGAGAAUGGACAGUUCCCCUACCUGGGGGAGGUGAAGCCCGGCAAGGUGGCCUAUGAGAGCGGCAGCAAGUUGGUGUCGGAGGAGCUGCUGCUGGAGGUGAACGAGACCCCCGUGGCGGGGCUCACCAUCAGGGACGUGCUGGCCGUGAUCAAACACUGCAAGGACCCCCUCCGGCUCAAGUGUGUCAAGCAAGGAGGCAUUGUUGAUAAAGACCUUCGUCACUACCUCAACUUACGAUUUCAAAAGGGUUCUGUGGACCAUGAGCUUCAGCAAAUCAUUCGUGACAACCUCUACCUCCGCACGGUGCCAUGCACCACAAGGCCACAUAAGGAGGGUGAGGUCCCUGGAGUGGAUUAUAUUUUCAUCACUGUUGAAGAUUUUAUGGAAUUGGAGAAAAGUGGUGCUCUCCUAGAAAGUGGGACUUAUGAAGACAAUUACUACGGUACCCCAAAGCCGCCAGCAGAACCAGCACCAUUAUUGUUAAAUGUAACAGACCAGAUACUUCCAGGAGCCACUCCAAGUGCUGAAGGAAAACGGAAGAGGAAUAAAUCAGUGAGCAACAUGGAGAAAGCCAGUAUAGAGCCUCCUGAGGAGGAAGAGGAAGAGAGGCCUGUGGUCAAUGGAAACGGAGGAGUAGUAACGCCAGAAUCCAGUGAACAUGAAGACAAAAGUGCAGGUGCCUCAGGGGAGAUGCCCUCCCAGCCUUAUCCUGCACCAGUGUACAGUCAGCCUGAGGAGCUGAAGGAGCAGAUGGAUGACACAAAGCCAACUAAACCUGAAGACAAUGAGGAACCAGACCCAUUGCCUGAUAACUGGGAAAUGGCCUAUACAGAGAAGGGCGAAGUCUACUUCAUUGACCAUAACACAAAGACAACAUCAUGGCUGGAUCCACGACUUGCGAAAAAGGCUAAACCUCCAGAAGAGUGCAAAGAAAAUGAGCUUCCAUAUGGCUGGGAAAAAAUCGAUGAUCCCAUUUAUGGCACUUAUUAUGUUGACCACAUAAAUAGAAGAACACAGUUUGAAAAUCCUGUCCUGGAAGCAAAAAGGAAGCUACAGCAACAUAACAUGCCCCACACAGAACUUGGAACAAAGCCCCUGCAGGCCCCAGGUUUCCGAGUAGACAGCUCCUCAUGGACAUUACCUAGGCCCAAAUCCAUCCGCCCCCGUGCUGCCCCGGAGAGGUCGCGCAGCGUGAAUGACUUGUCUUACUAUCAGCGCGACCCAGCAGGGAGGCCCUGGCUGUUCGAAAAACCACUCUUCACCCGGGAUGCAUCCCAGUUGAAGGGAACAUUCCUCAGCACCACCCUAAAAAAGAGCAACAUGGGUUUUGGAUUUACCAUCAUUGGUGGAGACGAACCUGAUGAGUUUCUGCAGGUGAAAAGUGUGAUUCCGGAUGGGCCUGCAGCACAGGAUGGAAAAAUGGAAACAGGUGAUGUCAUUGUCUAUAUUAAUGAAGUUUGUGUCCUUGGACACACUCAUGCAGAUGUUGUCAAACUUUUCCAGUCUGUUCCUAUUGGUCAGAGUGUCAACCUGGUGUUGUGUCGUGGCUACCCUUUGCCCUUUGAUCCUGAAGACCCUGCUAACAGCAUGGUGCCACCCCUUGCAAUAAUGGAGAGGCCACCUCCGGUGAUGGUCAAUGGAAGACACAACUAUGAAACAUAUUUGGAGUACAUUUCUCGGACCUCACAGUCAGUUCCAGAUAUAACAGAUCGGCCGCCUCAUUCUUUGCACUCCAUGCCAGCUGAUGGUCAGCUAGACGGCACGUAUCCACCGCCCGUCCAUGAUGACAAUGUGUCUAUGGCUUCAUCUGGGGCCACCCAAGCUGAACUUAUGACCUUAACCAUUGUGAAAGGUGCCCAGGGCUUCGGAUUCACUAUUGCCGACAGUCCUACAGGACAGCGGGUGAAACAAAUACUUGACAUUCAGGGAUGCCCUGGCCUGUGUGAAGGCGACCUCAUUGUUGAGAUCAACCAGCAGAAUGUACAGAACCUGAGCCAUACAGAAGUAGUGGAUAUACUUAAGGACUGUCCCAUUGGAAGUGAAACUUCUUUGAUUAUCCAUCGAGGAGGUUUCUUUUCUCCAUGGAAAACUCCAAAGCCUAUAAUGGACCGAUGGGAGAAUCAAGGCAGUCCUCAAACGAGUUUGUCUGCUCCGGCCAUACCGCAGAACCUGCCCUUCCCACCUGCCCUUCACAGGAGCUCCUUUCCCGACUCAACAGAGGCCUUUGACCCACGGAAGCCUGAUCCAUAUGAGCUCUACGAGAAAUCUAGGGCCAUUUAUGAAAGUAGGCAACAAGUGCCACCCAGGACCAGUUUUCGAAUGGAUUCCUCUGGUCCAGAUUAUAAGGAAUUGGAUGUUCACCUUCGGAGGAUGGAGUCUGGAUUUGGCUUCAGAAUCCUCGGGGGAGAUGAGCCUGGACAGCCUAUUCUGAUUGGAGCCGUCAUUGCCAUGGGCUCAGCCGACAGAGAUGGCCGCCUUCACCCAGGAGACGAGCUUGUGUAUGUUGAUGGGAUUCCAGUAGCCGGCAAAACCCACCGCUAUGUCAUCGACCUCAUGCACCAUGCAGCCCGCAAUGGGCAGGUCAACCUCACUGUGAGAAGAAAGGUGCUAUGUGGAGGGGAGCCCUGCCCAGAGAACGGGAGAAGUCCAGGCUCUGUAUCCACCCACCACAGCUCUCCACGCAGUGACUACGCAACCUACACCAACAGCAACCACGCUGCCCCCAGUAGCAACGCCUCUCCCCCUGAAGGCUUCGCCUCCCACAGCCUGCAGACCAGUGAUGUGGUCAUUCACCGCAAAGAGAACGAGGGUUUCGGCUUUGUCAUCAUCAGCUCCCUGAACAGGCCUGAGUCUGGAUCCACUAUAACUGUGCCCCAUAAAAUCGGACGCAUCAUUGAUGGGAGUCCUGCAGAUCGCUGUGCAAAACUAAAAGUGGGAGACCGGAUCCUAGCAGUGAAUGGCCAGUCUAUCAUCAACAUGCCUCACGCUGACAUCGUGAAGCUCAUCAAGGAUGCAGGUCUUAGUGUCACCCUUCGCAUCAUUCCUCAGGAGGAGCUCAACAGCCCCACCUCGGCACCCAGCUCAGAGAAGCAGAGUCCCAUGGCGCAGCAGAGUCCCCUGGCACAGCAGAGUCCCCUGGCCCAGCCAAGCCCAGCCACCCCCAACAGCCCUGUCGCCCAGCCAGCACCACCUCAACCACUUCAGCUGCAAGGACACGAAAAUAGUUACAGGUCGGAAGUGAAAGCAAGACAAGAUGUGAAACCAGACAUCCGACAGCCUCCAUUCACAGACUACAGGCAGCCCCCACUGGACUACAGGCAACCCCCAGGAGGGGACUACCAGCAGCCCCCGCCCUUGGACUACAGGCAGCCUCCCCUGCUGGACUACAGGCAGCACUCCCCCGACACCAGGCAGUACCCUCUGUCGGACUACAGGCAACCCCAGGAUUUUGAUUAUUUCACUGUGGACAUGGAGAAAGGAGCCAAAGGAUUUGGAUUCAGCAUUCGUGGAGGAAGGGAAUACAAAAUGGAUUUGUAUGUGUUGAGACUGGCAGAAGAUGGACCAGCAAUAAGGAAUGGGAGGAUGAGGGUAGGAGAUCAAAUCAUUGAAAUCAAUGGGGAAAGCACAAGGGACAUGACACAUGCCAGAGCAAUAGAACUCAUCAAAUCUGGAGGAAGACGAGUGAGGCUGCUGCUCAAGAGAGGCACGGGACAGGUCCCAGAAUAUGGAAUGGUACCUUCCAGUCUCUCCAUGUGCAUGAAAAGUGACAAGCAUGGGUCCCCAUAUUUCUACUUAUUGGGCCACCCUAAAGACACGGAAAGAUCCAAACUGGCUAGAACUGACAAUAGGAAGGACGAACCCGCCCCCUGGAGUUCUCCCGCUGCCGCCGCCCCAGGUCUGCCGGAAGUAGGCGUCUCCCUGGACGACGGCCUGGCUCCAUUCUCUCCAUCACAUCCAGCCCCACCCUCCGACCCUUCCCACCAGAUAAGCCCAGGCCCAACUUGGGAUAUCAAACGGGAACACGACGUUAGGAAACCAAAGGAGCUUUCAGCCUGCGGCCAGAAGAAGCAGCGCCUCGGGGAGCAAAGGGAGCGCUCGGCGAGUCCGCAGAGGGCCGCGCGGCCGAGGCUUGAGGAGGCGCCCGGCGGCCACGGGCGGCCCGAGGCCGGCAGGCCCGCCUCGGAGGCCCGGGCGCCCGGGCUGGCGGCGGCAGACGCGGCGGACGCGGCGCGGGCGGGUGGGAAGGAGGCGCCCCGUGCGGCGGCGGGCUCCGAGCUCUGCCGGCGCGAAAGCCCGGGGGCUGCGCCGGCGUUCGCCGGCCCGGGCGGCGGCGGCAGCGGCGCGCGGGAGGCCGAGGGCAGGGCGGGUGCGCGCGCGGGUCCCCGGCCGGGCCCGCGACCCCCGGGGAGCGCCCCCGCGCGCAAGGCCGCCGUCGCGCCGGGGCCCUGGAAGGUGCCGGGCUCUGACAAGCUGCCGGGCGUCCUCAAACCCGGCGCCUCGGCCGCCAGCAGAUGAGCCGCCCGGCCACGGUCAACCCGCCCGUCCCGGCGCAGGCCGUUCUUCUUAGGUUCCGUCUUACGGCGUUUUAAUUUAUUUUCACUGUCACACGCAUAGAUCCACGAGGCACCAAGGCCUGGGAGCGUCGACGUGAAGUCCCACGUGUCCGGUGUGCUUGGGCGGCAUCGCGUCAACGCGCAGACCUAAACUGAUCCUAAAGCCCCCGGUUCCCUUGUGGGGGCUUUGGCAGCUACGGAAGAACCAAAAUAACGUGAAGAACAUCACAGAGAGACAGUGCAGUGUAGCUUUAGUUUAAGAAAAAAAAAAUUCCUCCCCACUGCAUGAAGGAUUUGGAUGUCAUCCAAACUUUAUAUCAAGAAACAGGACAAAGAGCAAUCACAAACUGGAAUAUCGCCUUAAAAAUCAAACUGCACGGAGCAAGCUGAAACUGAGACAAGAUUAUAUCUUUUAAUUGAUCUAAAGCGUUGUAAAUAAAUUGUUCUCGACAUAUCUAGACAGGGGUUAAAGGGUUUCUUUGACACAUUCGGAACCGUUCACCCAUGACAUGUUUCCAUGGCUCACCCUUGGCAUCCAUCCUCGGUGUUAGCAGCAGCGUUCCCUGCCUCCUGCAGGAUGACUUAGAAAUCUAGUGAGUUUCUUGGUGUGAUGCCAUUUUUAUUGCCAUUUCUGUGAUCAAAUCAUAUUUCUGUACAUUUUCAGUGGUAGAAAAAAAGGUCUUAAAAAUUGUAUCCUAGGGAACAGUUUGCCAUAAGUCAGAAUUUUGCAGUUUAGCUCAUAGAUCUUAAUUGGUUUUUCUCUAAAAUAUGAAUUUUAUAAUUGAAGGACCACAAUUUGUUUAAUCAAGAUAGGCAACGCUGCAGUUCCUUUAUGAAGAGGCUUUUCUGUCGUCCCAGGCUAGCAGAGAUGGAUAGCUUCUUUGUCAGCAAUGUGAUUUCACUUACUUUAUUGUCUUAUUUUAAACCCUGUCUCCAGGACUUCAUUUGCACUUUGACAGAGCAGAGGCAGAGUAUUUGUCUUAUAUUUCUCAGAUUAUAAUAUUAAAAAAUCACAACCAAUUUAUUUUCAUUAAAGAACGUCUUUUUAGCAUUCCUUUCUGCUUAUCCUUCUUUCCUUACCCUUUCUCCUUUUGUUUCCAUUAGUUUUCUUUCGUCUUGUAUUCUUUGCCACUUUAUUUUGUUAGCAACUUCUAGAUGUUUAUUUUCAUGGAUCUGUGAUUGACCUCCCAGUAAAAUUCUAAGCCUUGCCUUUCUUCCCUGCUGUUUUAGCAUUUCUUUGUAAAAUGUUAGCUUCAAUUAAUUAGCCAUUGGUACUUACUGUAGCUACACAUAUUAAAAGGCAAAGUGUUUCUGAAGGCAAUUUCUUUUUAAUAUGCCCUGAAUGAAUGAGGCUUCAUCCUUCCCAUAUUCUAACUCUUUACAGGAGUUCAAAUGCAAAUAAACUUCACCUCCCUGCCCUUGUAGUCUAAAAAGUAAAAGGGGCGAUCAGGUCCAUCUCAAAGGUCACAGGUAAUAGCCUCCCUGGGCUGAUCAUUCCCUCUCCUUGUAAUUGCAGUAUCCUGAGUAGCAGUUUAAUUUUCAUCAAACAUCAGAGUAGUUUAGUUGUUUGACAGGAGGAGAAUAAGGUUGAAAGCCUUAAGUGAAGGAUCUUGCAGCUUGUAAAAGCAAUUUCCAAAAAUGAAACCCAUUCAUCAUAAACAAAAGCACAAACACAUGUAGCAGUUUAUAAUGCUUUUGGUUUAAUCUCAAUUAGUCUUUCUCCCCUGGACUAGAAAUCCCAGUAUAGUUUGCCAUUAAUUUAUUGAAUCUGGUUUUGGACAAUGCUUCUGUAGUGUAGCUGCACGUCCUGGUACUGUAUCCUCUGACUUUAUUUUCCAUGUAUUACAAAAGGAAAAAAAAUUGAGAUUACACUGGCAUAAACUCUAAUUUGCACAGUUCACAGCUACUACUUGUGCAGUAAUUGCUUUAUGCGGCUGUAAUCCAUAACCUGUGAAGACAGCACAUCAUCUAAAUCCCAUUCCAAAUAAUAUUUGUGUAGUGUUAGCUGUGAAUUUACCCUGUACAGCUGUAUCUCUAUAAAUAUAAUUCCAUGUAUUAAUAGUCACAGAAAGACUGUAAGUGAGCAACUAUUUUUAUGAAACGCACCACUAUGGAUAAAUUAACUUUUACAGAAAUCUUGUUUACUGUAUGAUAUUCUAAAACACUGUCAAAUAAAAUAUAUAUCCAAAAAUC